GGCGUCUUUGCUUGUAGGCGGUGUUUCGCGGUACCGGUGUGUUGGCAGCAACGGCGGAGGACUGUUUCGGUCUGAACGGCGGAGGAAGCGCGUUCGGUACCGAAGUAUGGAGCGAGGAUGUAAUAACGCAUUAUAACACAGGACUAAACCACUACAUCUGACUGAGAAACACGCCGAGAGCCGCGACUCCAUGAGUUCCUCGCGGGCUUCAGUUCACGGUUCCUCCAUGUUCUCCUCCAUGACCAACUCCGUCUCUGAUCCGCGUUUCCGUUUCCGGUGGCGGGCCAUCGGUGUGGCGGCACUACUAGCAUUAGCCGUCCUGUUGUUUCAGCACCACACAUCCACUGACCACGGAUCGGACGCCCCUGAGAACAGCCCACGCUCAUGGAGAUCCAGUCGGGAUGUCUCUGGUGCAAUGGUGGAUGCAGAGCCAAUCGGGACACAGUAUAACGACACGUAUCCACUCAGCCCUCCAGAACACACAGCCAACGGGAUCCGCUACCGUAUCGCAGUCAUAGCAGAUCUGGACACAAACUCGCGCAGUAAAAAGGACAAUACGUGGUUCAGUUAUUUAAAAAGAGGACAUGUUCUGGUGUCGGAGAGCGGAGACAGUGUUUCGGUGGAGUGGGAUCCAAAUACUGUGGCUCUGGAGAGCCAUCUGUCGGAGAAGGGCCGCGGGAUGGAGCUUUCCGAACUGGUGGCGUUUAACGGACACUUGUACAGUGUGGAUGACCGUACCGGUGUGGUGUACCGGAUUGAGGGGAACCGUGCCGUGCCAUGGGUCAUUCUGACAGAUGGAGACGGCAGCGUAUCUAAAGGUUUUAAGGCGGAGUGGAUGGCGGUGAAGGACGAGCGUCUGUAUGUUGGUGGUCUCGGUAAGGAGUGGACCACUAUCACCGGCGAGUUCGUCAAUAAUAACCCAGAAUGGGUGAAGGUGGUUGGUUUCCAUGGUGACGUGGAGCAUGAGAACUGGGUACCGCGGUACAGCGCACUGAAGAGGGCAGCAGACAUCAAACCUCCAGGUUAUCUGAUCCACGAGUCAGCGGUGUGGAGCGAGCGUCUGCAGAGAUGGUUCUUCCUCCCACGGCGAGCGAGUUCAGAGCGUUACGAUGAAACGGCAGACGAGCGUCGCGGCACAAACCUGAUUCUGCGCUGCUCCUCAGACUUCAGCAGGAUCUCUGCAUCUCGUGUCGGCCCGCUCAAGCCCACGCUCGGCUUCUCCUCCUUCAAGUUCAUCCCGGACACCGACGACCAGAUUAUCCUAGCGCUGAAAUCUGAGGAGGACGCGGGAAACAUCGCCACGUACAUCACCGCAUUUACACUCGACGGCCGGAUACUGCUGCCCGACACCAAGAUCGCAGACGUCAAAUAUGAAGGGCUGGAGUUUAUAUAGAGGCGGAGUCAUAGCCACGCCCACACAAGGGCGGAGCAAUUCAGUUACUUUUAAAACUCAUAUAUUACAAUCUUCAGUCAAUUCUUUACACAAGUAACCAAAUGUGUUACGAAAAGAAGGAAAGUAAUGUGAAAUUUUAUUUAUUUUUAUUUCAUUUUAUUUUUUAGGAUCAAGAUUAUAAUAUAUUACUUUUAAAAGCACCUUUCAGCACUCUCUAUUGACUUUUCAUUGGAGCAGGAGAUUAUUAGACAUCAUUCUGUUUAAUGAGUCAGAAAUUACAAGGAGGCGGAGCUUCUCCAAUGCAAACUCAAUAGAGGGGGUGUGGCUAGUGUGAGGGGGUGUGGUCUAAAUGUGCUCCGUCUCUAUAGAUGCACCAGAUCAGUCCAAAAAUUUAACAUACGAUGUUUGUACAGACGAGCGUCUUCGUGUGGGACACGAAACACUACAGAAGCUCAGGGGACUGAAACUACGGGGAACAGAUGCAAUAAUAGAGGAAUCCUCUAAACAAACAGAAGAAAUGCACUGGAGAAUAAUGAGAGGAAUUCCAGGAACAGUCUUAACAAAUGAUUUGCCUUUAUUAUUAAAAAAAACUACAAAACCUCAAAACCUAUUAUAGUGGAAACACUUUAAAAUAAGAUCCUAUCUGUUCAC
This is a messenger RNA of Danio rerio (zebrafish), 2044 nucleotides long. RefSeq names its product calcium activated nucleotidase 1b (gene cant1b). Lineage: Eukaryota; Metazoa; Chordata; Actinopteri; Cypriniformes; Danionidae. The record is from RefSeq and is marked provisional. Gene Ontology annotation, molecular function: calcium ion binding; nucleoside diphosphate phosphatase activity.